Oreochromis aureus is the source of this 795-nucleotide messenger RNA. RefSeq lists its product as uncharacterized. NCBI's taxonomy places the organism in Eukaryota, Metazoa, Chordata, Actinopteri, Cichliformes, Cichlidae. The record is from RefSeq and is a predicted model, not a curated record. The transcript has 6 exons. Bases 69 to 752 code for a protein of 227 amino acids.
CACCCACACAGUGGACACACAAUAAUGAUGUGACAUUCAGAGUUUCUGAGUCCAGCAGUGGAGACUACAUGUGUAAGAGUCGACGCAGAGAUGACUCAUAUUCUUCAACAGAGUGGAGUGAAGCCUUCACAUUGUCAGUAUCAAAUCAACCAAAGACCCAAAUAACGUCUGAUAUGAGAGACAUUCCAGUAGGGGGCAGUGUGACCCUGACCUGCUCUGUGAACCCAUUAUCAUCAUCUGGAUGGAAAUACUACUGGUACAGAGAUGAGAACUCCUCUGAACCUCUGACCACACAAGAUGCAGUUUUCCACUCAAAUGGACAAAUCAGUGUCUCACAGGAAGGACUCUACAGGUGCAGAGGAGGAAGAGGAAACCCAGUUUACUACACAGAGGACAGCCAGUCAGUCAGGAUUGAUCACAGGGCAGAUGUCCCCACUGCUGAAAUCUCUUUGUUUCCUGUUCUGUUGAUCGUUGGACUAAUUUCUGGAAUUACAUUGAUUUUCCUCCUGCUCUUGUUGUAUUGCUGCAAAAAGUUCAAAGGUCCUGCUAACGACCAGACGCUCAAUCAGGAUGAAGAUCAGCAGCAAGUGUACUCCUCUCUUCUUCAUGGUGAUCGUUGUGUCUAUGAGACAGUCAGAAGAUGUGAAAACACUGAAAAUGGUCCAGCAGAAGGUGAUUACACCAAUGUCACAUCUGUGAUUCAGCUCAAAGUCAUUAACAAGACAAGUGAGUGCACAAAAUGUGAGAUUUGAAAUGCAAAAUAUACAUUGGUAAUUAUUCUCACUGAUAAUAAAU